AUGGGAAAACUGAGCAUACCACUACUUUUACUCGAAUAUGGUGCUAACUUCACCAACGUCAAAUCAGAUCUUUCAGAUGAAUAUCAACCAACGAAUGAACAAUGUAAAUUAUGUCAAUGCAAAUAUACUUUACAAAAUCCUCAAAGAGAUCAUUUAUUUACUACAAAACAUAUUGAAAAUAUUCGUUGUAUUCUAUCCAAACAGAUUUCAUCUAAUGUUGCAACGACAAAAGAUGAUCAAAAUUAUAAAAAGAGCAGUAUCAAUGUGAAAUUAGAUUUAGAUAAUUCACCAACAUCAGUAUUAGACAAAUCAACAAAAGAUGAACAAAAUCAACUUCGGUCUUAUUUAAGUUUGAUGCAUCUCAUGCCACUCGGAGUGGAUCCAAAUAUUCGUGGAACAUCAUUAUUUAUGUUACAAUUACCAUCUGAUGCUUUAAAUAAGAUUGUUUCAUUAAGUAAAUCAGAUGCUCAUCUAACACGUGCUCAAUAUAGACAAGAUGGAAAAACUCUUCAACAAUUACUUGAUAAUGAUCAUCAGAAUGUCGAUUAUCAAACAAUUGAUGUUGGUUGUUCUUAUAACUGAUUACAAUCAUUGAAAAAUUUCUUAUUUUCUACCAUGUCCCGUACACAGCGAAAAUUACAGGCCAUGUCGGCACAGGAGAUGUUAAUUCAAGAAAAAAAACGGAAAAUUGAAGAGAAACUGCGUGUAGAUGGUGCGAAGAAAAUUCAUGUUGAUAAUGAUAGUCAGCAGCAAGUAAAUAACGAUUCAAUGCAACAUCAACUAGCUAGAGGCAACAUAUUCAAGAACGAUGGAUCGUUUCUUGAGCAAUUUCAAAAAUCUCAAGGACAAUUAUCCUCAACCAUCAUCAAUAAUGACACACAACAAUCAUCUCUAUCGAAAGGAACAGAUUAUUCAUCAAUGAACUCCCUACCACAAUUUGCACCACCAUGGUUUCCUUCGGUAUCUCAACCUCCAUCAUCAUUUCCAGCGCCAUUUAAUCCAUCUCAAUUACCACCAUUUCCACUACCACCACUACCUCCUUCGCCUUCGUUUAGUGCACCAUCAUCCUUUUUUCCGCCAGCAAUUACUAAUAAUUCGACUAGCUUCGUUCCACCACCAUUUUUACCUUCAUCGUUUCCAUUACCACCACCACCACUACCUCCACCGCAAGAACUCUUUUCGAAAAUGCUUCAAACACCUCCCCCACCUUUGCCAGUUCCAGUUCUUGUAAACACUUCGAUAACAACGACUGCAAGCAAUUCUCAGAUCAAAAGUGAAGAUCUCUAUGAUCCUUUAAACGCUGAAGACGAUCCAGAAGAAGAGACUGAACAAACGAACAAAUCUAUGGAGAAACCAGUCUCCCGAGUAUUUAACGUCAAGAAAGAAAUUACAAUAAAAAUCGAACCAAAUCAAUUUCCAUCCACAAACUCCGAUCUUUCUUCCUUAGAACAUGAACAUCAGAAACAUGAUACUGGCGGAAUUCGUCGACAUCAAAGCGCCACCACCACAUCGACGAAUCUCUCGUCCUCGUCGAAGUUGUGGUGGAAUGAUGAUGAAGAUGACGAUACCACUGACCAAAAAUCAGACAUAGUGAAGAGAUCAGAAUAUACUGGGCAAACUGCUGAAGAAAAUGAUCGAAAACGUAAAUCACGUUGGAAUUCUUCAAAUGUUAAGCAAGAACCUAUUGAUAAUAAAUUUGUUCAGCAAAUUCAUGAAGCCACAGAGAAAGCCAAAUCAUUUGUGGCACAACUGAAUGAGCAGAUGAAAUUGUAUCCUCAAGGGUACGAUGGCAAGAAAAUGAACGAUGGACAAUAUGUUGAACAGAGAGAAUUACAAUCGAUUUACCAAACCAUGAUGGUGAAACGACGAGAAUUAGAGCAACUUGCUCGACAGCAGCAACGUAAACGUGAAUAUGAUUCCGAUGAAGAAACGGAUAGUGAAACAGGAACAUGGGAGCAUCGUUUACGUACAGCAGAAAUGGAUAUCACACGCGAAUGGGCAGUAAAAUUGACGGAAAUGGCAGAUGGAAAACAUCAUAUAGGUGAUUUCAUUCCACCCGAAGAAUUAGAAAAAUUCAUGAAAACUUAUUCGACAUUGAAACAUGGUGAAACACCUGACGUAUCCGAUUAUCGAGAUUUUAAACUUCAAGCGGAAAACAUUGGUUAUCGCCUUUUAGAAAAAUUCGGAUGGAAGGAAGGACAAGGCCUAGGAAAAACUUCACAAGGAAUUGUUAAUCCUAUCAAUAAGGGAACGACGCCAAUCAAUCAUAGUGGUUUCGGACAAGAACGUCCAUCUGAGUUAGAUCGUAAUGAUGAUGAGUUUCAAAUGUAUCGGAAACGGAUGAUGCUUGCCUAUCGAUUUCGACCAAAUCCAUUAAACAAUCCACGUCGGGAUUAUUAUUAA
Molecule: messenger RNA, 2403 nt
Organism: Adineta ricciae
Lineage: Eukaryota; Metazoa; Rotifera; Eurotatoria; Adinetida; Adinetidae
Source: the annotation of a GenBank genome assembly